UAGAAUCCAAGAAACAAUCGUAUACUCUACCAAAUCUAGAACCCCUCGGUAGUAUUAAAAGGAAGGACGAGCAAGAAAAAAAAUAUGGCUGCUUUACAAGAUAUUCCUUCAUCUAAGAGGUGGCUUCCUCUUGAAGCUAACCCUGAUGUUAUGAACCAGUUCCUUUGGGGUCUUGGUCUUCCAGAGGAUGAGGCAGAGUGCUUUGAUGUUUAUGGCUUGGAUCCAGAACUCUUGGAAAUGGUUCCAAAGCCUGUACUUGCAGUUCUGUUUCUUUAUCCUAUAACAUCACAGAGUGAAGAAGAGAGACUUCUGCAGGCAAAUGAAAAGAAGGAAACUAGCAGUAAAGUGUAUUUUAUGAAACAAACUGUGGGUAAUGCUUGUGGAACAAUUGGACUUCUUCAUGCUGUUGGGAACAUCACAUCCGAGAUUAAGCUUAUUGAGGGGUCAUUCAUGGAUAGAUUUUUUAAAACCACUGCAACAAUGGAUCAGUUGGAGCGCGCAGCAUUUCUAGAGAAUGACACAGAAAUGGAAGUUGCACAUUUAGUAGCUGCUACUGCUGGUGAAACAGAGGCUUCAGAUAAUGCAGACGCUCAUUUCAUCUGCUUUGCAUGUGUUGAUGGUGAACUUUUUGAGCUUGAUGGAAGAAAAUCUAGACCAAUAUCUCAUGGCCCAUCCUCACGUAGCAGUUUGGUACAGGUUUUCUUAAAAGUUUCAAAAAUAUUCAAGAAACUCUUGCAUCCAAUGCAUGUAAGUUUUUCAGUGAGUACCCAUCUUACCUGCCAACUUUAGCUAGUUCGUAUCAUGCUGGACUCCAAAAAGACAUUUCAACCUUGUAGGGUUCCUUUUGUUUUCAUUUUGUUGAAGCAGACCCACUGCAAAAUAAUUAAAAAAGCAAAAUUUCUGGGUUGAACUUAUUUUUAUUUGAUCUAAUUCAUUACAUUAUGUUCAAGUUUUUCCAACUAGAAUGUAUAGACCACAAUCGAUAUAUAUAUAUAUAUAAACACACAUAUGUAAAAUAAAUAACUUCAAACGAGAAUUCUCAUCAAAAAAGAAUUAUGAUGUUUGUUUACGUUGAUUAAUAUUUAUUUUAUGUUCUAUAAUCUAUUCAUUUUAAUAUUUAUGUGAAAUUCUAUUCUAUAUACUUCAUAAGCCUAUGAACAUUCCAGCAUACUUUUAAAUAUAAAAUUAAGUUUAAGAAAAAAGAAAGAAAAUGAUAUGCAGUCACGUUUUUAAAUUCGUGGUUUCUGAGAAUAUAUCAGAAAAUAUUUCUGAUUCAUGACAGGAUGCAGCUAAAGUCAUGCAGAACAUAAUCC
Carya illinoinensis is the source of this 1313-nucleotide messenger RNA. RefSeq names its product ubiquitin carboxyl-terminal hydrolase 3-like. The record is from RefSeq and is a predicted model, not a curated record. Gene Ontology annotation, molecular function: cysteine-type deubiquitinase activity. Bases 85 to 789 code for a protein of 234 amino acids. Gene Ontology annotation, cellular component: cytoplasm. Gene Ontology annotation, biological process: ubiquitin-dependent protein catabolic process; protein deubiquitination. The transcript is spliced from 9 exons. Lineage: Eukaryota; Viridiplantae; Streptophyta; Magnoliopsida; Fagales; Juglandaceae.